UCGUUACUUUCUGGCAUCUUCUAUUGUUAAGAGCCCCAGAGAAAUUAUGAAGGCUUUCCUGGUCUGCGCCAUGCUCGCCACCGUCACCGCUGUCAGCUUUGCUCACCACCUCGAGCUCUGCGAAAAGGAUGAUGAGCAGUUGAAGAGCGAACUUCAAUGUAUCCGCAGCAUACUUUCAGCAGCGACAAAACAAAGUUUUAACCACGCCAAGCAGGACCUCGGCUGCCCAGACUGGAGCUGCGUCAUACGGAAUCUGUGCGCAGGAGGCGAUUUGGAAGGUGCCAUGGCUCAAUACUUCACACCAGAACAAAUCACGGAAAUUCACAACGCUGCCACAGCAUGCGAUCCCGACGCGAAGUAGGACGACACCAAAUGAAAACCGACAGCCCAUAUAUUCAAGAAGAGUCCCUGCAUACAAACAUCCAGAUAGACUGAUUUCAGGUCUGUAAUCUGGAGAGUCGUACGUUCUUGAACUGUUUCUUUUUUUUUUUUGCUAUGAGACAAAAUAAAUACAAUUUUGCGUGAAA
This is a messenger RNA of Dermacentor albipictus, 527 nucleotides long. Its product is annotated as antimicrobial peptide microplusin-like. NCBI's taxonomy places the organism in Eukaryota, Metazoa, Arthropoda, Arachnida, Ixodida, Ixodidae. The record is from RefSeq and is a predicted model, not a curated record.